AUGCAAACAUUUGUCUCAAUAGCCCAGAGUGCCUGGGGAAUCUUUAUAUCCGAAAGGAAACCUGGCUGGAAGAAUCUGAUGCAGCUUUUUGCAGUUUGCUCUGCAGUUGGCUUCCUCUCAAGCAUUCUCCUAUUCUUUGGCAUGCAUUUCUCCCUGGCACACCACCCUUUGGGUCCCUUACUGAUUUCUGGAUUCACCUGGAUCUCACUUUCUAUCGCACUCUCCUAUUUCAAGCACCUGCGCUGUUUUAGUGUCCUGUUCCUUCUUUCUUGUGGACUGCAAAAUGGCAGGAAUGCUCUUAUUACUGCUGGCACGGGCGUUGUGGUGGCCGGCAACAUCCAAAAUAUUUUUCACAACCUAAAGGUUCUGGCAGACAGUAUAACCUGUCAUUUGGAGUAUGAGCAAUUUGCCUUGAUAAAAUAUUAUGUUGAGGCAGUAAAAUGGAUUUACGAGGCGGCCAAGCUUCCCACUGAACUAUCUGAAUAUAUAGUGUUCCUAAGGCAUAAUUUCACACCAUCUUAUUCAAUUUCAAAUGAUGCAUUUAAGCAAGAGCUAAAUGACACAAAGCAAGAAAUCCAGAGAGUUGCAAACCAGAUAUCUUUUAUGCUCACUAUACUGCCCUAUAUAGGCCAGAAAGUAUUGCCUAUAGUGGCGAUUUUUCUAGCUUCUUUUGGAACUGGUACCUUUAUAAAAAAAUUUGUGGGCUCUCACAGUGCCAAAUUUAAGAAUACUUAUAUCACAAAAAAGUUCAUCAGGUUUGAUGAGCACCAAAAGCAACAGCAAAGACCCUGCCUUCUGCCACUUAACAGAAAAGAAAGAAAAGUUUAUGUAGCAAUUCCAUCUUUUAGCCUCACAAGGAAGGACAGAAAAAACAUGCAGUAUUUUUUUCUCCCUGUAAUUAUUCAUCUUUGCAUCUGGCUUCUGUUUGCUGCAGUAGAUUAUUUGUUUUAUUGGUUAAUUAUUUCUGUGAAUAAAUAUCUCCAAGAAGUACCGGAUCUAGAGAUUCAGCUCAGCCUCUUUCAGCAAAGGAAUGAGAACAGCUUUAUCAUUGGUAUGAGAGAGCAUACUGGAAAGACUGAUUCUUUCAAGAUCUCUCUGUUUAAGCAUGACUGCAUCCCUCAGCCAGAGCUCACUCUCUCCACGACAUGGAUCCAGCUUGGAGUCAUAAUCUUCUUCUUAAUAAUUUUUGGGUUAUUCUCUGGCCUCCUGACCCAACUUAAAGUACUCGUGUCAACUUCAUUUUAUCCUGACACUGAGAUGAAACGGAUACAUUAUUUGCAUACAAAAUUACUCAAGAAAAGAGCAAAGCUACAAGAGAAAACUAGGAAGAAGAUAUUUGCUAGAACGGUCAACUUUUGGUUUCCAAUACUCAAGGCAAGAGAGGCAGUGAGGGAGAAAGAAAGGAGCGUUGCAAAUGACAACAUGGUGUGA
Messenger RNA from Phalacrocorax carbo (great cormorant), 1431 nucleotides. Lineage: Eukaryota; Metazoa; Chordata; Aves; Suliformes; Phalacrocoracidae. The record is from RefSeq and is a predicted model, not a curated record.